GCAAAGGGGAAAGCGAAGCUGCUUCAACACCUCACAGUCCAGUCAAAGAUCUCUCGUCUUCGUUGCCUUUUGGCUGGAGGAGAACCUCACUGGGAGUAUCCUUCCCCUUCCGUCGCCGGAGCUUCGAUUGGAUCUCGAUCGGACAUGGUUUCCGCUCUGAUCCUCUCCGUCACGUUCCUCAUCAUCAACAUACUCCUCUUCGCGUCCACCUUCUAUCAGGUUUUGAUCCUAUCAGAUUUGGAGGCCGACUAUGUAAACAUGUAUGAAGCAGCAUCUCAGAUCAAUAGAUGGAUCCUCCCUGAAUUUGUUUUACAAGGAGUGCUCACUCUGCUUCUACUAGUCACUGGGCAUUGGAUAAUGUUCCUUAUUUCGGUUCCUCUUACGUGCUAUCAUGUAAUGCUGUAUAUCAAGAAAAGGCACCUUAUUGAUGUGACCGAAAUAUUUAGAGUUAUUGGUGCUGAGAAGAAAUAUCGUUUGGUGAAGCUUGGUUUACUAUCAAUCCUCUUUCUCUGCGUAAUCUUCAGGCUUGUAUUUUCCAUCUUCGAGUCUUUCGUCGAUGAGGAUGACUCAUUCUGAUUGUUAGCAGUUGGAGAAGUAGCCCUGAUGGAUAGCAAAGUUUGUAGAUUAUCUUCACGGAAGCUUUUUGGCAGUAGGUAUUCUUUCUUGAUUGGAUGGUCCCAUUGAUUCAUGGCGUGUGAGUGAUUGUUGGUGCACUGCAGAGUUGUAUUGAAAAUUGGAAUAUGCAGCCAUCUCCUCGUCCUGAAUAUUUAUCAUGAUUGAUAUGUCAAACAACGAAGGUCGUUUCUUACGUAUUCUUUUCUGGGAGGGGCUGAAUUGCCGGAAUAUUUUAGAUCUGUUGGCUUCGUCUUAAGUUUUUCUGUGUUUUGCAUUUGAACCUUGAAAGUAAAACAUACGGGACACAUCUGUAAUCACAACAUGGCUUGCCAGAAUUACUGAAGCGUCUCCUCGUGUAUUUCGAUUGACCACUA
Punica granatum (pomegranate) is the source of this 989-nucleotide messenger RNA. The record is from RefSeq and is a predicted model, not a curated record. NCBI's taxonomy places the organism in Eukaryota, Viridiplantae, Streptophyta, Magnoliopsida, Myrtales, Lythraceae.